AAGCUGCCUUACCUCCGCCCCCCUCGGGUGCGUAAGUGACGCUCGCUGUACGUAAGUUGCGCAGCUCUGUGGGUGGAGAAGCGGAGCAGCAUAAACUUCAGCUAUGGACGUGUUUUUAAUGAUUAGGCGUCAUAAGACAACAAUCUUCACCGACGCCAAAGAGUCCACUACCGUUUAUGAGUUAAAGCGCAUCGUUGAGGGGAUCCUGAAGAGGCCGCCUGAAGACCAGAGGCUUUACAAGGAUGAGCAGCUGCUAGAAGACAGUAAAACACUGGGAGACUCCGGUUUCACCAACCAAACAGCCAGACCACAGGCUCCAGCUACAGUAGGAUUAGCCUUCCGCAUCAGCGAUGAUGCGUUUGAGCCCCUGCAGGUGGAGCCGUUCUCCAACCCUCCAGAGCUUCCUGACGUCAUGAAGCCUCAGGACUCUGGCAGCACGGCCAACGAGCAGUCAGUGCAGUAAGAGCGGACAGAAGAGAGGAAUGAGUGGAGGAAAAGAGGAGGAGAAGAACCGAGUGCUCUGUUACACGGAAGGGUCCAAUACACCCGGACUGAGUACUUAAAGGGGUUUAGGGGUUUAAUAAAACCAAACGGGGCAUAUUGUCACCCGCAGUCGAACUGAACUGAAUCCGCCACUCCUCAGUGUGUCCACACAAACCUACACAAAGAAAUCCAAUUUAAUGUUAUAUAGACCAUGUAAUUUACUCAUUCAGGACUGAGGCUCAUUUCAAUCUCACUGACUUCCAGCGCACUGGCUCCACUGACUGACCUCAUUUUCUUUCAGCCGAACGACACUGGGCUUCUUUAGCGUGUAGCUGUGCAUCUAAAAGGCUGCUGUCACCAUUUGUGUUGUUAGUUUACUUCAAAAGAAAAAAAAACAAUAGAAGAAAAGGACGAGAAAAAGCGGUCGACUCUUACACUUUUGGGCUUUGACAUGUUCUGUUAUUGGGCCAAGUUGUGGAUAUGCUCGAGAAUUUACAUUUGAAUUUGUGUUGAAAACGUGUGGGUUUCUUCUCUUUCUUUUUGGAGAGAAAGUUUUUGGCUUUGCUCAUUUUAUAUAUCUCAGUCUAGCCCUAAACUGAUGAAUAGUGCAUUAUCUAAUUUAUCUUUUUUUUUGUUUGUUUGUGAUUUAAGCAUUUAGGAAACAACCCUUUUAGGCGGUUAUAUUAAAUCAUAAUUUUACACAAUUCAAGUUCACAUUUCCUCAUUUAUUUCUGGUAGUGUGUCUAGUUAGUGCUUGACUGCAUUUCAUGAGCUAACUCACAAUUAAAGAUGAAAAUUUAAAUGUACAAAAAAAACAAAGAACAGGCAACUUUAAGGUUUCUAGGUGGCUGUUACUUCUGUUUUUAGCUGUGCGACACUUUCGUCCAUUUUCAUAGACAAAAUCAUGUCACACAGUGUCAGAAACCUCACAGGCAGGUCUGUUUGAGAUUUACUUAAGAAGGAAUUACACGAAUUUUUCAAACACACUGCAUAAUUAAAUACUUAAGAAGUAGUUAUUCAGAGUGUUUUGAUGUGAAAGGCGCCAUCCUAGAGAAUCUCACUGAGUCACAGUUGCUCAUAGUGGUGGUAAUAGGAACCAGACGUCUGAAGAGUUUAAUUACUGUCAGGUUUGGUUUCCCAGACAGGGAUCAAGUCUAGUUCUGGACGAGUUUCAAUGGAGAGUCUCCCUUCAGAAUGCUGUGUAGUCUAAUGCUAUUCUUAACCCAACCCGAAAUCCCCACGUCAGUAAAAAGUUUGAGUGGAAUGGUUAUGAAUACACUGCCUGGUGUCUGACACAUGAUUUAAUGAUAGUCUUGAGAAGCUUUUGGCUUAAAAUGUUUUUUUUUUUGUUUUGUUUUUUUUUAAUAUGUUUAUGGUGGAGGGGUACAUGCAGGGGGUUGUGAAGCAAAAGAAAACUUUUUUAUUCCCUGAUUUACUAUUAGUUUACCAUCAACAUUACAUAUAAAACUCAAAAGACACAAAUAGGUUCUGGAGGUUUUUGGAGAGCGAAUAAAAUGGUGUUGUAGACAUGGUGACCCCUGGUUCCCAUCACCACCACUGUAAAGAAAUCUGAGCCUGUAGGUUUCCCUACAAUGAGCCAUUUCACAUCAAACCACUCAGAAUGACUUUGUUUACAUCUCAACACAUUUUGGUAAAGUUACCUUUUUAUAGUUCAACAGUUUCUAAAUGUGCGAUUUAGAAAGCAGCUUGGUAAAUAUUGGUGGACUUCAAGCUUCCAGUACUUAGCUACAUUAGCCUUAUAGCUCGAGUGACAAGCUAAAGAAGCAAACUUCAGAUGCCAAACGUGUCUUGAUAAGGAGAUGGGGGUGGGUAUUUUUUUUUUUACACUUCCUUUAAAGGUUAUGUUGUAUGUUUUGCAUAUUAGGAACAUAAUUGUACAGUUAACUGCGAAUCCCUAUUUUACAGCUUGUAUUAAUUUGCUGUAUUAGGACAUACACAAUGGGACAAGUCUAUAUUACAGACCUUACUUGUGCUCUUGGUGUCUGGAGACCAAAGAGGUUUUAUGAAGACAAGUAAAGGAAGCCAGGAUGAGAAUAAUUAAUAAAAAUAAAUCAGUAAAAUAAC
This is a messenger RNA of Colossoma macropomum (tambaqui), 2568 nucleotides long. RefSeq names its product elongin-B-like. Gene Ontology annotation, biological process: transcription elongation by RNA polymerase II. Bases 104 to 463 code for a protein of 119 amino acids. The transcript has 4 exons. The record is from RefSeq and is a predicted model, not a curated record. NCBI's taxonomy places the organism in Eukaryota, Metazoa, Chordata, Actinopteri, Characiformes, Serrasalmidae. Gene Ontology annotation, cellular component: VCB complex; elongin complex. Gene Ontology annotation, molecular function: protein binding.